Messenger RNA from Dalotia coriaria, 3501 nucleotides. RefSeq names its product Monocarboxylate transporter 1 (gene Mct1). Gene Ontology annotation, biological process: monocarboxylic acid transport; transmembrane transport. Lineage: Eukaryota; Metazoa; Arthropoda; Insecta; Coleoptera; Staphylinidae. Gene Ontology annotation, molecular function: monocarboxylic acid transmembrane transporter activity. The transcript has 3 exons. The coding region runs from base 1342 to 2967 and encodes 541 amino acids. The record is from RefSeq and is a predicted model, not a curated record. Gene Ontology annotation, cellular component: membrane.
UUUGUGUUAGUGCAAACCUAAAUAAAGGAACUAUACGCCUGGUUUUAUUUUACAUUUAUGUAUAUAUAAACUUAUGAGAGUUUUGUUAUCACUUAACUUAUCCAGAAUGCGCUUGUAAUGCUUUCGAAGGCUUAAUGCAAAUCUCAUUAUUUGUAGAUAUUGAGUCAUAAUCUUUCUGUUGACGGAAUAUACCCAACAACUUUUGAACUUUUCUGCGUAAAAAUAUCCCAAACGUCACGCACAACAUGAUGAAACAUCGUACAGUCUGAUACAAACUAAUUUUAUUUUCAUUUUUUAGAACUUGUAAAGUAUCAAAGUUGCAUUACACAUAUUAAAUAUUACAAUGUAGCAGCUUGUCAAGUUUAUUUAUAAAAGAAAACAUGUACAGAUGAUUUACUGUUUUGUAUUUAUAACAAAACAUUCACAACUACACGCACAAAGCAUAGAUUUCUUACUAACAGUACGCAUUUAUAUUUUAUUGCACUUUUAGUUUAUUAUCACUUAUUUAUGUACCUACUUAAAAUCGUCGAAAUUUCCCCAUCGUGUAUUGUGUAUUCAAGACAAUACAAAUGGACAAUCGUCACAAAUCAAUUGUUUAACAAACAACCCAUCAAGAACCUAUAAUAAUAUGCACGCACUUGAAGCCGGCUACAGUUGUGUGCAGUGUCGACAAGCGCGCACUCCACGUGUUAGCUCCGAGCGCAAAAACGUGAUUCACAAAAAGCGUUUUCCGUGUUAAAACGUGCACAUACGUUUUUCUUUCGUUUGCGCUUUCAAACCGGCGACGCGUCGUUGGCUUUCGCUUUCAGUUUGCUGUGCGCGCUUUCCGCGAUCAGCUGAAAAUCACUACCAGUCGAAAUGAAAAGCACAAAAACUAACAAUAACUACUUAUAAUUAAUUCGCACUACGCACACCAAACGUGUCUAAUAAAUAACUAAAUAAUAGUGAAAAACUUUUCGUUUGUGUCUGGUAUGUCCACGAACAGUCGCGCAAAACGAAGUUCAAUGAAUAAAAAAUCAAUCGAAAGAUUUAUGAUACACUGCACACCAAUCGAAGAGCCAACAAAAGAAGAACAAUAGAAAACAUACCAAAAUAAAAGCAAAGCAAAACAAAGAGUGUGAACGAUUGACUCGUCGUGACACCCUGAAAGAAUUACAAAGUGCUUUUCACUUGUCGGUCGAUGUUCUAACUGAAAACAGUUCAAAUUGCAAUUCGAAAAAUUCCAUGACAUAUCUAUCAAAAGUCAUUUAAACAUUAGAUACUUAUCAAUAAUUUGUGCAAAAAUAAGUGGCGAUUCAAGAUAAUCGCACUUGGAAACGGUGCGCAGCGAUUGAGUUAAUAAUGAGUGCCGGUGAUGUGGUGGACGACGUCGACGUCGAAGGUUCAGCGGAAGAAGCAGCGAUUUCUAAGCAACAGGGUCGGAAAGCACCCGAUGGUGGAUGGGGUUGGUGGGUCGUCUUUGGAUCGUUUAUGAUACACGUUAUCACUGAUGGUAUUACAUACUCGUUCGGAGUCUUCUACGAUGAAUUCCUCACGUAUUUCAACGAAGGUAAAGGACCCACUGCAUGGAUUCUUUCAAUUCUUGUCGGUGUCACAUUCUGUUCUGGUCCUAUAUCUUCGCUGAUGGUAAACCGCUGGGGCUGCCGUGUCGUAACAAUCAUCGGCGCCAUUUUGGCAUCAGUAUGUCUUGCCGUAAGCGUCUGGGCCAAAAACAUCGCAAUGCUCUAUGUGACAAUUGGUCUGGGCACCGGAUUUGGUUUCGGCCUCAUCUACCUCCCAGCAAUCAUAUCAGUAUCAACUUAUUUCGAAACCAAACGCAGCUUGGCCACAGGUAUCGCUGUUUGUGGGAGUGGAUUUGGCACGUUUAUAUUUGCGCCGAUAAUCACUGUACUUGUGGAAAAGUAUGGAUGGCAAACGUCGAUGAUGUUCACAGCAGCUGUAGUGUUAUCCUGCAUAAUAUUUGGUGCAUUAUUCCGUCCGCUAGACGAUGAUUCUUCAGAAGAUAAAACAUUGUCAUUGAGAAGCACCACUGGAAAGAUGAGUCUUCAAAUCGGUAGCUACAGUAAUUACUACUUAGCCAGCGGUAGCACUUCACCCAACAAAUUACAAAGAGCGAAAAGUACGGCUGAACUAUCAUCCUAUGGCGCUAUUCCUAAUGAAGUUUUAGCUAGCACACGAUCAGAAGGUGGAGCUUGCAAUCGCGCAAGAAGAAUUUUAGAUCAAAAAGAUUUGUUCUUUACUAGAAGUAUUCAAAGUCUAGAAGGAUCCGCUGAACCAAUCUUGGCACGAAGUUUCAGAAACAGUCGGAAGAACUGUUUUGGUGAAACCAAAGACACCUUGAUGCAACUAAUGGACGUAUCAUUACUCUACGACUCUAUUUUUAUAAUAUUUUCGAUUAGUAAUUUUCUUACUUCCAUCGGAUUCAACAUACCGUAUGUGUACAUCGUGUCACGGGCGAAAGGAUUAGGAAUAUCCCCAUCCAACGCAAGUUUGAUACUGAGUGUUAUCGGUAUUGCCAAUACUGUAGGACGAAUUGUUUUGGGAUACAUAUCAGACAAAACUUGGGUUAACCGCUUAUGGGUGUAUAACACUUGUCUGACGCUGUGUGGAAUUGCAACAGCGUUGAGUUGUUUUUGUAGUGAUUUUUAUUCAUUGGUUGUGUAUGCCAGUAUCUAUGGUUUUUUGAUUGGAGCCUACGUGGGUUUAACAUCAGUUAUCUUGGUUGAUCUUCUGGGUCUAGAUAAAUUAACCAACGCAUUCGGGCUUCUGUUACUCUUCCAAGGCAUCGCAUCAUUGAUUGGUCCGCCCAUCGCUGGUGUAUUAUAUGAUGUCCUUAAAUCCUACGAUCCAGGAUUCAUGGUCGCUGGUGUUACGAUUGCACUAAGUGGACUAAUACUUUUCUUCAUACCAUGCAUCCAACGACGGCGAUCAAGAAAGAACGCCGUGUGUGGCGAACACCAUUUUUAAAUUUGUCACCAACAAAAUAAUGUUGGGUUUCAUUUUUAGUUGUUGAUAAUGUAAUCGAUAUAAUAUAUACAUAUUCAAUAACAUUGUAUUUAUCGAAACGUGGACACUGACUGUAAACAGUUCCUACGUUGCUACAUAUCAAUGCCGUCAAUGCCUCCAUCAUCAUUUUUAUCACUAAAAAUGAUGGAAAUAGCAAACCUGUUAAUUAAUCAAGACUGCAGUAUUUACUUUUACAAUACAAUCGUGAGAAACUAGUUAAGUUUCUUAAAUUAUUGUGUUGCUUAUACAAAUCAUCACAUAUAGUCAAUAUUUACUCAAAUUUUAGAUACAAGCAAAUUUUUAGAAUAUUUAUAAGUAAGCGCACAAAAUUUAAAAAAAAUAGUUAAAACUUGUAUAAAAUAUUGUCUCAUUGAUUAAAUAUUUGUUAAUUUAAAUAGUUCUAAGUCUUUAUAUUUAUUUGUUAGACUUUCAAAUUUUAUAUCAAAUAAACUUAAUGUAUAUAUUUCAUUAAAAUACAAUUCUUUAAAAAACAAA